Pogona vitticeps (central bearded dragon) is the source of this 2768-nucleotide messenger RNA. RefSeq names its product RAB39A, member RAS oncogene family (gene RAB39A). Lineage: Eukaryota; Metazoa; Chordata; Lepidosauria; Squamata; Agamidae. The record is from RefSeq and is a predicted model, not a curated record. Gene Ontology annotation, biological process: Rab protein signal transduction. Gene Ontology annotation, molecular function: GTP binding; GTPase activity.
GACAACGGCUGCCUCCAUCUGGUCCUUCCCCGCGGCCGUCCGGGCUUUGGAGCAAGGGGGGGGAGAGAAGGAGGGGUGGGCACGCAAGAGGCCGUCAAAUCCUGUCCCACUUGCCCCUCGCCUCUCCUUUCUUUUGUCGUCCCCCCUCCCCUCCCGGGCGAUCCCGGGCUCAUCCCGCCGUUUCUCGCAGUCUUCGUCCCCUUGAAUCCCCGCGCCGGGGCCGAGGCGCCUCCCUCCUCCGAGGCCGCCUGCCCGCUGCGCCAAUGCCUGGGAUAGGGGCCAUCGGAGCUCGGUGCAGGCACCGCCCGAGGAGGCGUCCCAAGAAGGGCGAGGAGAGCGGCCACCAGCCCCAGGCCGACGCCGGCGGAGAGAGGGCCAUGGACGCGGCCAUCUGGAUCUACCAGUUCCGCCUGAUCGUGCUGGGCGACUCCACGGUGGGCAAGUCGUGCCUCUUGCACCGCUUCACCGAGGGCCGCUUCCCGGGGCCCAUGCACUCCGACCCCACCGUCGGGGUGGAUUUCUUCUCCCGCCUGGUGGAGAUCGAGCCGGGCAAGAGGAUCAAGCUGCAGCUCUGGGACACGGCGGGCCAGGAGCGGUUCAGGUCCAUAACACGCUCCUAUUACCGAAAUUCAGUGGGAGGUUUGCUGGUAUUUGACAUCACCAACCGGUCUUCUUUUGAAAAUGUGUACAAUUGGCUGGAUGAAGGCAAAAUGCACGUAGAGCCCUUCCAAAUCGUGUUCAUCUUGGUGGGUCACAAGUGCGACUUGGAGGCAGAGCGUCAGGUGGGAAGAGAAGAAGCCGAAGAACUGGCCUCCAACUGUGGCAUGAAAUACAUAGAAACCUCUGCCAAGGAUGCCACCAAUGUUGAAGAGACCUUUACCAUCCUCACCAAAGAUAUCUACGAACUUGUGAAGAAAGGAGAGAUUUCGAUGCGGGAUGGAUGGGAAGGGGUGAAAAGUGGUUUCGUUCCAAAUGUUGUCCAUUCCUCAGAAGAGGCUGCCUCCCUUGGAGACCACUGCCCCUGCUAAACCGCUUGCAAAAAAGCCAUGGAAGGUAACUGGGUGUUUGGAUAUUAAGGCCAAUACAUACAAAAGGGUGUUUAUGAAGGUGAAUCAUAGAUCAUGGAUAAAGUGAUGUAUGACUUCUAAGCUGUCUGUUGCUCCUGUGUCGGCCACACAGCUCCUCGAAGGAUCUUGAGAAUCACAGCUUUCCAUUUAAAAGCAAAGAAAGCUUCUACUGCUUAAACAUGGGAUGGCAAAGAUAGUGAAAACAAGGAGGCAGAUUCAAACAGAAGUCUGAAUUCUUUGUUUCUCAACUUUUAAGGGAUUUUUAAAAUUACAUUCAGAUUUUGUAAAGGCUGACUCAGGUUUAUUCAACCUUUGUUGUAAAUAACUUUUGAGAAUGCUGAAACUACGAAUGUUAUGUGACAAGCAGUGUGUCCACCAUCUAUGCUUUGCAUGAAAAUAUUAUGCAAAUUACAGGAAUUGCAUGCAGCAGAGACCAUGCAGUUCUGUGAAGAUUCUUGGGCUUUGUUAUAUUUUCAGUGAGGUCCUCAGCACUAAUCAUGUUACAUAGGCCUACAUGGAACACUGACUAUGAGAUCAUAAUGAUCCACUAAUAUCACAAAAUGGUAACUAAAUGUUGUAUUUUGCUUAUUUGUCCCACAUUUUUAUUGAUUUAAUUUAAUUUAAUUUCUCCAGUGUUCCAGUUAAUCCCCUUGCUGUAAAAAGAAUGUUCCCUUUCAUUACUCCAAAUGGAGUCUCACAGUGCUGUCCAAGUUUGGAUGGUGAAUAACUUUCAGAGUUGUUGACUGGAAAAAGAAAAUUUUCCUCACACUGCUGCCCAGGGAACUUUUCUGUUGUACUAUAUAGCUCCAGCUACAAAUCUAAGACUUUGAUGGUAAAUCUCUGAGUCCCAACAGGCAGAGAUCUAUUCAAUCAGUGGGAUGUUGUUAAUCAACACUUAUGUAAGAUGCAUUGAUUCAAGAGGUCUACUGAAUUUGGGACCAGCAAUUUCAUAAAUUAUAAUUCUGGAUGACUGGAAAUGCAUUCCACCUUAAUUGUAAGUCCAGGAUCCCUAAUAUCAAGUCUGAAUAAUCAAUCCUAUCCUCCUCUGCCUUCUGUUUUCUCUCAUUCUAAAGUUUUCCAAACAACUGAUGAGUGUAUUUCAAAACUGUUCCCCACAGACUUGACCAGUAAACUCCCAGUCUGCCUGAUUUCUAGUUUUGGACAGACCAGAUUUCUAGAACCUAGCCCCACUGGCUGGGGAUGAUGGGAGCUGAACUCCAGUACGUCUGGAGCACACCAGCUUGGGAAGGCUGCUUUAGACACUCUCCCCUCUCCUCUGAGUUUGGAAAUAUUAUUUUGUUGGAUAGCAGCUCCCAGAAUCCCCAUCUAGCAUAGCCAGUGGUAAUGAUGAUGAUAAUAAGAUGACAGAGGUAUGAGGUUUUAAAAAAAGUAAUAUUUAAGAACUCUGCCUUUAUCUUUAUGGGAUCUGAUACCAUCCACAUUCUGUAAGCUCCCCAUGUCCUUCAACAUAGCUUUUGUUGUGUCAGUUUUUAAAUAUCUUUUUUUUUCAAUUCACCAGUUUGCAUACUUAUAACUAUACAGGCUACAUACCCUCUAAUUUGUUAUUCCUCUCGCACAUGUGACUCUGCCCCCCGAGUGGCAUUCCAUCACAACCGGAACUGAACGGGCUGCGUGGCAGAGGAGGAAAGUUUUGCGGAGGGGGGUUGAGUCGCACACAUGCCUUCGAGGGAACCUUGUGUU